CGUUUCGGAGACGCGGCGCGAAGGAGUUAAACGCGCCCGGGGGUGACAUCACCUCAUUUACAUAGGAGCGCGCAUAUAGCGGCGCCCGCCGCGCCCCGCCCGGCAUUCGGCGGCGACCACUGCACGGAUCCGACUUUGCUCGCUCGCAGCUCGCUCCGCUUCCUCUGCAACCAUGUCUGACAAACCCGAUAUGGCUGAGAUUGAGAAAUUCGAUAAGUCGAAAUUGAAGAAAACAGAAACGCAAGAGAAAAAUCCACUGCCUUCAAAAGAAACGAUUGAACAGGAGAAGCAAGCAGGCGAGUCGUAAUGAGGCGUGCGCCGCCAAUAUGCACUGUACAUUCCACAAGCAUUGCCUUCUUAUUUUACUUCUUUUAGCUGUUUAACUUUGUAAGAUGCAAAGAGGUUGGAUCAAGUUUAAAUGACUGUGCUGCCCCUUUUCACAUCAAAGAAUGGAGAACUACUGACAACGAAGGCCGCGCCUGCCUCUCUCCAUCCGCCUGUCUGGCUGGCAGGGAAGGAAAAGAACUUGCAUGUUGGUGAAGGAGGAAGCUGGGUGGGACGACAGUGAAAUCUAGAGUAAAAGCAAGCUGGUCCAAGGAGUCCUGCGGGCUGUAAAAUGCAGUUUAAUCAGAGUGCCAUUUUUUUUUUGUUCAAAUGAUUUUAAUUAUUGGAAUGCACAAUUUUUUUAAUAUGCAAAUAAAAAGUUUUAAAACCUG
Molecule: messenger RNA, 716 nt
Organism: Hippopotamus amphibius kiboko
Lineage: Eukaryota; Metazoa; Chordata; Mammalia; Artiodactyla; Hippopotamidae
Gene: TMSB4X
Product: thymosin beta 4 X-linked
Exons: 3
Coding region: 173-307 (44 amino acids)
Biological process (GO): regulation of cell migration; actin filament organization
Cellular component (GO): cytoplasm
Molecular function (GO): actin monomer binding
Source: RefSeq, a predicted model, not a curated record